AUGGAUUUGAGAACAAGUGACCGGAAUGCUGCACGAUAUAUUCAAUACUAUAAAUGUGGAUGUUUUCAACCGUACAAUUUCUGCUCUUGCUCACAUAAACUUGUCGGUAGCGCUGCAUUCCUGCGUAAUGUCAAGAAAUUAGCACAAGCUAUAUCAAUGGUGAUGGCGCUUUGUAAUGUACAGUGCGACAAGAGGAGCGCUUUGAUAGAUGUCAUCACUUUUUACUUCUUAAAUUAUGAAGAGAUUCGCCAUCGCAUUGAUACUGUUCCACACAAGCGCCUGCAUCGUUUAGAUGUUAUUCAUGAUUUGACAUGCAAAUGCUCGUUGAAUAGAGUAAACGCGCAAGUAGCAUUUUCAAUUAUUAAAAGAGCUUUUAAAGCAUUUUACUACGGCACCGAUGAGGGCGGUGUGCCUAAUCCGCUGUUAAAUAAUCAAUUGAAGCAUUCACAACAAUGCUUAUGGCAUUACGCAGCGUAUCGUACAGCCCAAGUUUAUGCCGCUUAUGAAAAUAUGUUUGCGAUAUGUCAAAAAAGUCUUCAAUUUAAAAUAUGCAUCAUGUAUGAGAGAACACGCAAAAAUUUCGAAGUAAUUUUUCCAAACAAUGAAAACUUCGAAUGCAUAUGCAUGAAGUGUUUCAAACAAAUCGCAGCGGAUAAUCUAAAACCAGUUGAAAGCAAAUAUCAUUUACAUGACAGUUUAGAUGUUUAUGGGAAUCCGUAUAGUAAUAUGAUGUCCACAGCUAAAAAAUACGACGCUCCCGAUCAAAGGGAAAGUGUUACACCUACUUGCAGUUGUCGUAUUCUCAAUCUGGAAGAGGAUAAGGAAACACACAGCCAUUUUGAUACUGUCAAUACAGGAUUUAGUCAAGGUCCAUUCGAGUGCCAUUGGUAUAAUAUAACAAAAGAAGAAGCCGAAGCUGAUGAUGCCGUGUUUGAUUUUAAAUUGCCUGACGAAUUUAAAUGCGAACCGGACAUAUGUAAGAAUGAUUCCGAUUCUUGUGAAUCAAUAUGCGAAUGUAUUUGCGAGAGCUGUGAGUGUGAGUGUGAGUCUCAUUCUGAAAGCGGCGUAGAAAUUAGUAAAGAAUCCUUGGAAGAAAAAACCGAGAAAGUCGAUAACUACCAAUAUGUAUUUGAUCUCAAUAAGCGAGUACUUAGUAAAGAAUCUGAUAAAUGCCAUGAUCCUAAUGACGCGUUAAGGCCGCCCAGAUUACAGCUCGCCGAACUUCGAGGACAGAAAAUGAAUUUGAAAACAUCGAAAAGGCACCCGAAAGUUUUCGCUGUUCAACCAAAACCACAUCCUGCGCCAAGAGAAAAUGAUUCGCUCACAGAAACGCAUUCUUCUAACAUAAAUACUUCAGGACGAUCGCAAAACGAACUCCCCGAAGACAUAGUUAAGUUUAAAUUAAGUGCUUUGAUUGGACAGGUAAGCUAG
Glossina fuscipes is the source of this 1431-nucleotide messenger RNA. RefSeq lists its product as uncharacterized. The record is from RefSeq and is a predicted model, not a curated record. Lineage: Eukaryota; Metazoa; Arthropoda; Insecta; Diptera; Glossinidae. The coding region runs from base 1 to 1431 and encodes 476 amino acids. The transcript is spliced from 2 exons.